GCGAUUGAAUAGAACCAAUAAAAUCUACGUUGUGUAAUGAAAUGAAAGUAAAGCUGCAAGUGAAGGCCACACAGCUGACAAAACAGGCAUUGUAAUCGAUCACCGAUAGUCACCCAGGUUAGCUUCAGCCCCAGCCGGACAACCACCGUGACAGGAGGCUGGCUUGGCAAAUAACACCGGAUUGGAACAAUUCUAAAAUCAAAUGGCUGGGGCGGAGGAGAUCUUUCUCCGGGCAAAACAUCGGACAUUCACUGGACUCAGUGAAGAUAUCGAGCAUGAGUGGAUGGGCCCAUUCUACUUCAUCCAGGCUGCAGACCCCCAGCUUGGCCUGAUGAAGGCAUGGCGAGAGGGCGACUGCAAAGGUGGAGGAGAUGAAUGGACUGAGGAAGUUGAGCUCACCAAACAAGCGGUGGAAGCCAUGAACCAGUUGCGUCCUCGGCCAAGGUUUAUGGUGCUGUGCGGUGACUUGGUCCAUGCCAUGCCAGGAGCCCCUUUCAGGGAGGAUCAAGAGCGAGAUCUCAAGACGGCAUUGAAGGGGACGGACCCUUCUAUCCCACUCGUGUUCGUCAGUGGCAACCAUGACCUCGGAAACACUCCUACCCCCAGAACAGUUGAGCAGUACUGCAGGGAAUGGGGUGAUGACUAUUUCAGCUUCUGGGUGGGCGGAGUCCUCUUCCUAGUUCUGAACUCCCAGUUGUUCUACGACGCUUCGGCCUGCCCUCAGUUGAAGGAGGCUCAAGAAACGUGGCUGGAUGAGCAGCUGAACAAAGUCUCAUCUCCCACAGCACCCAAACACAUCGUAGUGUUCCAGCACAUUCCCUUGUACAUAAAGAAGCCCGAUGAGGAAGAUGACUACUUUAACCUCCAGAAGGAAGUCAGACAAAACCUGAUGGACCGAUUUAAGAGAGCUGGGGUGAAGGCGGUCUUCUCCGGCCACUAUCAUCGGAAUGCAGGCGGAUGCCACGGCGGCCUCGAUAUGGUCGUGAGUUCGGCCAUCGGCUGCCAGCUAGGCGAGGACGCCCACGGCGUCAGGGUGGUGGUGGUGACGGCCGACCGCGUGGUCCAUCGAUAUCACAGCCUGGAGCGGAUGCGAACGGGGGGGAUGGAUGAGGAUCUCCAGAAGCUCCUGCAGUCAUGAUGGUCUACCAAGUCUCUUCAUUUUUUUUUCUCUAAUGAAAUGCAAGAACAUGAAUCUUACCCUAUUCACAGUUUCAUUCUAUUGCAGCUGAAUGUCUAAUGCAAUUUAAUUCAGGACUUGGGGUCAUUUUCCGAUUUGCUCGGAUUUAGAAGAUUUGGUAAUAAUAAUCAUUUCAAUGAUAAAACUGUCAUGAUUAUCCAGGCAUCCAUUUGCAAAAUACGCUUAUCCUCACGAGGGUUGCGGGCAUGCUGGAGCCCACCCCAGAUAUCUUUGGGCAGUAGGCGGGGGUACACAGAGAAACACUUGUACACACCAAAUUUAAUGCAUUACUAGUUUUGAAAUCAGUCAACUGCAAGAGUCAAUUAUUGUUCAAAUGAGUGUAAGCAGGGUAACAAAAUUGCUGCAAAAUAUCAUUUAUUAUACAUGACAAUUUGACAUUCGAUACAGAUUUUAGCAAGGAUCAUGCAAAUUGACACAUGAUUUUCUUUUGGAGGGCCACAAUAAAUGACGUGGUGGGCCGGAUCUGGCCCCUGGGCCUUAACUUUGACACCUGUGAUUUAGAGUGUUCCAUUAACCUGCCGUGCAUUUUCUUGGAAUUCUGGGAGAAAACCCACGCAGGCACAAGGAGAGCAUGCAAACUCCACACAGCAAGUAAAAAUAUCGCGAUGACCCGCCCGGGAUUGAACUACCAACCUCUGUGUCUGGAAACUUCAAACAAGUAAAUUGUACACAGUGAAAACAACAGUUUGACAGCCAUUUUUUUUUCUUUGCAGGGAUUUUUUUUUUGUUCAGUAUGAACACGUUACAACAUAAACACACACAUUGAACAAUGUUUUGGCAAUGUGAAGUGCAGCUACAAUGAACAUGGUUGCGCAGCUUUUGAAGCGAAGCUCUUGAUGUCAAUCAUUUUCAUGCGCAAAGCCAAUUUGAAAGUCACGUGAAUGUCAACCAAUGCGACUGAGGUGACAUUCCAAAGAAAUAGAAUUAUCGUUGCAAUGAUGCCCCCUAGGGGUUAAGAACGGGAUUGAGAUGUUUUUUUUUUAAUUGUGCACGAUUAUUAAGAUGUAAGAAAACCUUUAUUAGUCUCGCAAUGGAGAAAUUCCAGAUUCACCGCAGCAAAGUUAUGAAAGGAAGAAGUAGAACAACAAAAAAAUAGGAGCUGCUGGAAAGGCAGCCACUCUGAAGUCAAAAUAACAAAAAUAACACAAGACAACACAUAGGACAGAGACAGUCGUGCAAUCUUCACCACUUUUCUGCAUACACUUGAUAACUUGAGAUGCUAUUACACAUGAUUCAAAUGUUUAGCACGUAUAUAAUACUCAUAUAUGCUUGAAGAGUGAUCGUACAAAAAGCAGGAACCAUUUGAUUUCAUCCUUUCUUUUUUAAUCUUCUCUAUUGGGAACAAAAAAAAGUAAGCUUUCUUCUUUUCCAGUCCCCAUGAAGGAUUUAGAAGAGUUUGUUUGUUUCCCACUGAUCUGUACUAAUCUUUCACGUCUUCUUCCCGCAUUCUGAGCAAAUAAUCCCUCCCAAAUUCAUUUGUUUUCCCACGGUGAGGAUUACAUUUCUUAUAUUUUAGGGCAAGAUUGGGAAAACAGACUCAAAUUUGACACUUUGCACCUCACCUCUCCACUUUGUAUAUUCACUUUUUCAGGGGCCGCCGUUACUACAGUGGACAGUUUUAAACUUUGAACAGUUUUUAACUGUCCACUGUAGUAACCGUUGAUCAUGCUAUCAGGUUACGGGUGCAUGAAAGUGUGAAAAGAAUCAAAUUUUGGUUGAUCGAAACACUUCGUUUAGCUCGCGCGUCAUAUGACGCUCGCGGAGUCAAAGCUGAAAUCCAUCUUGCCGCGUUGAAGUCCCACCGGAUACGACUGUGCUGAAACAAAACAAAAACAAAAAAUGCGCUUUUUGUUUGUGAGACCCAAAUAUUUCGCUUCAAUUAUGCGUGCGGAAGGGCUCACGCAAUCACCCAGACGUGCUGCGAUAGUUGUCAUGGCAACCUUUUCAAGCAACACAUCGUGUGUGUCUUGGAGAAACAACCAGAAAAGAGUGUACUUUGCCUUAUUUGUGUCCAGCCACUGUCAGCUUUGUUUGGUGAUAUUUUUUCCAUCAGCAUCACUCUGACCUGAUUUCAAAACUGAUGCUUUCUGUCUCUUCCCUUCCAAAAAUGUCAGCAGGUGAAGGGGGGGCAUAAUAAGCAUGACGUGUGGAAGACUAUCUCCUUCAUUUCUAGCCUUAUAUACUUUCCUCAUAGCCAAGCAUAAAUGGCUUCACCCGGUGUCGCAGUGGCUGCCACGCAUUUGAAAACGUCUAAUUGUAACAAAUGACCAUACAACACCCUGUGACCUGAUCUGUGAUAUUUUUAUAAUAAAUGUUUAUUUUAAUGUGA
Messenger RNA from Hippocampus zosterae (dwarf seahorse), 3527 nucleotides. It is a transcript of the gene cpped1, whose product is annotated as calcineurin-like phosphoesterase domain containing 1. The coding region runs from base 203 to 1138 and encodes 311 amino acids. Lineage: Eukaryota; Metazoa; Chordata; Actinopteri; Syngnathiformes; Syngnathidae. Gene Ontology annotation, molecular function: hydrolase activity. The record is from RefSeq and is a predicted model, not a curated record. The transcript is spliced from 6 exons.